UGCGUAACGGAACAGCCUUCUGUGUUCGCAUGAUAUAUGUAUAGACUGUUGAUUGAGUCAAGGGGCAAACUCGGUAAUUGGAAAUAUCCCGCAUAGCAUACACUACCAGGCCUAUGUGAAGCAACUUUCCGUCGUUUUGCUGUCAUCAGAAGAGUUCAUUGUUGUCGAGUAACUUAAGACAUUGUGGUUCGGUGUCAACAGAUUGACAAGGGAUUUCGCUUUGCCAUACUAGUUUGACUCACCGGGCUUCUCUUGUUGCUUCAAUUUCGAAGUGGAACAGUAACAUGGAGUUGGUGUGUAGACCAGCCCCGUGGCUCGCGACGAUAGCGAUGGUCGUUAUUUGGACUUUAUCUUCAAAUACGAAUGGGCAAAGCAUUGGAAAUGACGAGGAUUUAAAGAUACAGUUGAGAUUAAUGGAUGGCAGAUCGAUUUAUGAAGGGCGUGUUGAAAUAUUUGUAAAUGAUGAGAUGGGAACGAUAUGCGAUGACUACUUCACACUCACAACGGCUAAUGUCAUCUGUAAAGAUCUUGGGUUUGCUGGAGCUGAGUCUUUUUACUAUGGUGGGCAUUUUAACCCAGGAACAGGAAGAAUCUGGUUGGAUUCGUUGCGCUGUGAUGGAAACGAGAGUAGUAUCAAAGAGUGUAGCCAUGCGCCUUGGGGAGUCACUGACUGCAGCCAUGAUGAGGACGUCGGUGUUCGUUGCAAGUCGUCCAUGAUCGCUAACACAGAUUUCGAAGAUAGUGAGAGUGAAUCCAAUCAAUUAACAUCAGACAACGAAGACUCUGUAGGCAGACGCGAACAUGGUCCAAUGAGGGUAGAUCUGAACGUGGGUUCAUUGAAAGUUCGACUCCGAGGUCGGAGGACAGCCUACCCUAAAUCAGAAGGCUACGUAGAAGUGUACUUCAGAAACAGAUGGCGACCGGUGUGUGCAGAUGGCUGGGAUAUGGCGGAUUCCAGAGUCGUGUGUGGACAGAUGGGUUUUAGCGAAGCUAUUCCAAUAAAACUGUUAGAGUUUAAGGAUAAGAUGCGAACACGAAUGCAAAACGCAUGGCUUACCAAUGUUACGUGUAGAGGAGUGGAGUCAACGCUACAGGAAUGUUCUUAUCACACACUCUCAAACGCGGAACAGUGCAUAUCAGGGAUGCCUGCAACGGCUCGAUGUGAAAGGGGACAUUUCGUUGAAGAUUCCAGAGGCAAAAAGACCGACAAUGUACUUUCUGAAUACUUGGGAGAUGAUGCCAUAUUGCAAAAACCUAUAGUAAGGUUAAAGUCUGGCCCUUAUCUCGGAUCAGGAAGAGUUGAAGUUUUUUAUGACGGCAAGUGGGGUACUGUGUGUGGCGAUUCUUGGAACAUGGCAAGUGCUAAUGUCAUAUGCAGAGAGCUCGGAUUUGGCACAGCAAAGGAAAUUUCGUUGAGUAGCGACACUUACGGUCAAGGUACAAGAAAUGUCUGGCUCGAUAAAGUAAAUUGCACAGGAGACGAAAAUUCUAUUUUUGACUGUCCACAUUCCACAUGGAACUACGCAGGUGAAAGCCUAAAUGGAUUCUGCACGCACGCCAAUGACGCAGGAGUCGUGUGUCACGUGCCUGGGCAACGGGGACUGUUAAAGAUAAGACUGGUGGGUGGUCGCACUGAAAUGGAAGGUCGUUUAGAGGUACAGCAUGGCACGACAUGGGGAUCAGUUUGUAGCGAUGAAUGGGACAUGCGUUCAGCGAUGGUAGCAUGCAGGCAGCUGGGACUUGGAUUUGCUCAUCAACCACUAAGAGAUGUGACGUAUUUUGGUGGACUGGAUGUGCCAAUCAUAAUGAGCGGUGUUAGUUGCCGUGGUGACGAGUUGUCCCUGAACCAAUGCAAACAUGACGGUUGGCAUACGCCGAAAUGUGAUCAAUAUCAUAUUGCAGGAGUUGUCUGUUCAACUUCUCUUCCCGAUUUAGUACCCGAUUUAGGCCUAAUAGAGUCUACAGCAUACAUUGACGAACGCCCUUUUGGAUUACUUCAAUGCGCCAUGGAGGAAAACUGUGUGUCAAGUUCGGCUUAUGACGUCAUACCUGGUACCAUGCCGUUCAUAUUUGGUACCCGACGCCUCUUGAGGUUUUCAAGCAGUAUCGCAAAUCGCGGUACCAGUGAUUUCAUUCCAGUAACUGACAAAAGAUACUGGGAAUGGCACCAAUGUCACCAGCAUCACCACAGCAUGGAAGUGUUUGCUACCUAUGACUUGCUGAACAGCGAAGGUUACAAAGUGGCGGAAGGACAUAAAGCCAGCUUCUGUUUGGAAGACACCCAUUGUGACAUCGGUGUUUCGAAGCAUUACAGUUGUCUGAAUUAUGGAGAUCAGGGAAUUUCCGUGAACUGUAUAGACGAGUAUAAGCACACUAUUGAUUGUCAGUGGAUCGAUAUAUCUGAUAUCGAACCGGGUUUCUACAUUCUAAGGGUACAUGUUAACCCCAAUGUCUUCGUGGCAGAGUCUGAUUAUUCAAACAAUGACGUGUUAUGCAAUUUAGCAUAUAACGGCUAUGAAAUCUCCGUCAAUAACUGCAGGUUUGCCUCAGAAGAAUAGAUAACUGCGCCUGUAUUGUUAAUUUCAAUGAAAUUAUUUUUAUUUUAUGAAGUGGCAUAUUUACUACAAUAAUGGGUGUACUGUGGUGCUGUUUUAAAACUGAAAUACGCUGUGAGUGGAUUUCGUCUUAAUUGUUACUUUGAACAAUCGUAGAGGCGAGUCACACCAAGAUACCUCAAUAGAUAUUUUUUCAAAUAUAG
Molecule: messenger RNA, 2758 nt
Organism: Saccoglossus kowalevskii
Lineage: Eukaryota; Metazoa; Hemichordata; Enteropneusta; Harrimaniidae
Product: lysyl oxidase homolog 3A-like
Biological process (GO): peptidyl-lysine oxidation
Cellular component (GO): membrane
Molecular function (GO): protein-lysine 6-oxidase activity; copper ion binding
Source: RefSeq, a predicted model, not a curated record